Molecule: messenger RNA, 1982 nt
Organism: Salmo salar (Atlantic salmon)
Lineage: Eukaryota; Metazoa; Chordata; Actinopteri; Salmoniformes; Salmonidae
Source: RefSeq, a predicted model, not a curated record
UUGCUGACACACCAGUACUCCCACACAAACAUAAAUACUACCAGAGACAUCAUCUCUCAUCCAUUCAUGGCUCCACAUAUCCUCCUUGUCCUGCACAUCCUUUUCUUCCUCACCGGACUCUCAGAUACACAGAGUGUGUCCACAGUGAGUCAUGUGUCUGUAAAGCAAGGAAGCUCCAUCACCAUCCCAUGUCUCUAUGAUCAGAGAUAUAGUAUCAAUGUGAAGUACUGGUGUAAGGGAUAUUAUUGGUUAGGUGGCUCUACUGUUGUAUGCACUGAUCAUCCUAAAACCAGUGGAAAGACCACAAUCUCUGAUGACAUCAACCAGCGAGUCUUCACUGUGACCAUGACAAGUCUUAGUUCUAGUGAUUCUGAUUAUUACUGGUGUAUUGUGGAGAGGAAGAACAAGGCAGAUGAUGGGGUUGGACUGCAGAUAUCUGUUUCUCCAGGUACUCCAGAACUCUAUGUGGACCAACAAGAGCUGACUGGAGUUGUAGGAGGGAGUGUCACCGUGUGCUGUUACUUUAGUUCAUAUGGAGGCAGCGGGAGGUGGUGCAGGAUGGGAGGCUCGUGUGUGGCUGUGGGACAUUCUGGGGAUUUAGAUGGAACAUUUGUGAAGUUAGUGCAGGAGCAGAGAGAAACCACCAACGGUUAUGUCUUAAUGGUGAAUAUGAGUGGAUUGAUGAUGGAGAACACUGGCUGGUACUGGUGUGAAAAGGGAGACCUACAGAUGCCUGUUCAUGUCACUGUCAAUCAACCAACCACAACACAGAGCACCACCACCAUCAUCACAACAACACAAACUCCGACCACACACCAAACAUCACUAAUCAGUGCUGAGUCUAUUACUUCUCAGCCCACAGUCACCCCUUCUGUUACUACAGACCAGAACAAUGGGGGAACUGACGAGAUGCAACAAGAGAAGAACCAGAGAUUGGAACGCAUUUUCUACCUGGUGAAAGCUGGAAGUGCACUGCUGUUCCUCCUGUCCACCAUCAUUGCUGUGGUGAAGUUCAGGGAAAACAGACAUCAAGAUGAUACCAAGGAUGCAUAGACACCAGAGAGUUGUUUCUGGAGAGAUCAAGGGCCAAAUUUACCAACAGUUUGCACCAAAUACUUUUUUCCUGAAAGAAACAACAACACACUGAGUGUACAAAACAUUAUGAAGGAGUCACUUUUACUGUAAAUAGAAUAUGUUUCUAAACACUUCUACAUGAAUGUGCAUGCUACCAUGACUACGGAUAAUCCAGAAUGAAUAGUGAAUAAUGAUGAGAUAAAGUUACAGAUGCACAAAUAUCAUACUCCCAAGACAAUUACAAUAACAGAGGAGGUUAGCAUUUUUUGGAGGGUGGGAGGGGUGGUACGAUAUUUGUGCGUCUGUAACUUUCUCACUCAUAAUUUUUCACUGUUCAUUCAGGACUUUCCGUAAUCAUGGUAGCAUCCACAUUAAUGUAGUAGUGUUUAGAAAUGUAUUCUAUUCUUAUUUACAAUAAAAGUGACAACAAAAGUGACGACACACUACAUUACUUACCAUUAAUUUCUAUUGGGCACAAAAUAAUCUGAAACACAACCAAAACAAAAAGCAAAUGGACUAAUUUAAUAUGUAUAAAUGAAUUUGUCCCAAAACGUUUAGUCCCCUAAAAGGGGGGACUGUGAACAAUAGGUGUUGUAAUUUCUAAACAUUUCACCCGAUAUGAAAGAAAAUAUACUCAAAUUAAAGUUCACAGUCUGCAAUUUAACCUCACAGUAAUUGAAGUUAAAUUGCAGACUGUCAAAAUUCAAAGUGUUGAAGUACAGAGCCAAAAUAACAAAACAUGUGUCACUGUCCCAAUACUUUUGAAGGUCAUACUUUUGGCCAGGUGAAUCCAGGUGACUGUUAUGAUCCCUUAUUGAUGUCACUAUUUAAAUCCAAUUAAAUAAGUGUAGAUGAAGAGGAGAAGACAGGUUAAAGAAGGAUUUUUAAGCAUUGAGACAAUCGAGACA